CCUGCCCUGCCCGCACCGCUGCAGCUCCCACCAUGGCUGAGACGGCGAAGCUCCAGCUGUUCGUCAAGGCGAGCGAGGACGGUGAGAGUGUGGGGCACUGCCCUUCCUGCCAGAGGCUGUUCAUGAUCCUGCUCCUCAAGGGCGUGCCCUUCACCCUCACUACAGUGGACACACGCAGGUCCCUGGAUGUGCUGAAGGACUUCGCGCCCGGCUCGCAGCUGCCCAUCCUGCUCUAUGAUGGGGAGGCCAAGACAGACACGCUGCAGAUCGAGGAGUUUCUGGAGGAGACACUGGGGCCCCCCGAAUUUCCCAGCCUGACGCCCUGCUACAGAGAGUCCACCAUGGCGGGCAGUGAUGUCUUUCACAAGUUCUCCACAUUUAUCAAGAACCCAGUGCCCACGCAGGACGAUGCCCUGUACCAGCAGCUGCUGCGCGCCCUCGCCAGGCUGGACAGCUACCUGCGCGCACCCCUGGAACACGAACUGGUCCGGGAGCCACAGCUGCGGGAGUCGCGCCGCCGUUUCCUGGACGGCGACCAGCUCACACUGGCCGACUGCGGCCUGCUGCCCAAGCUCUACAUAGUGGACACGGUGUGCGCGCACUUCCGCCAUGCGCCCAUCCCAGACCAGCUGCGAGGCAUCCGCCACUACCUGGACAGCGCGCUGCAGGAGAAAGAGUUCAAGUACACGUGUCCGCACAGCUCGGAGAUCCUGGCGGCCUACCGGCCCGUCGUACACCCCCGCUAG
Artibeus jamaicensis (Jamaican fruit-eating bat) is the source of this 746-nucleotide messenger RNA. RefSeq names its product chloride intracellular channel 3 (gene CLIC3). Lineage: Eukaryota; Metazoa; Chordata; Mammalia; Chiroptera; Phyllostomidae. Bases 33 to 746 code for a protein of 237 amino acids. The record is from RefSeq and is a predicted model, not a curated record. The transcript is spliced from 6 exons.